Messenger RNA from Anolis sagrei ordinatus, 1817 nucleotides. It is a transcript of the gene GPR6, whose product is annotated as G protein-coupled receptor 6. Gene Ontology annotation, biological process: regulation of metabolic process; adenylate cyclase-activating G protein-coupled receptor signaling pathway. Lineage: Eukaryota; Metazoa; Chordata; Lepidosauria; Squamata; Anolidae. Gene Ontology annotation, cellular component: plasma membrane; cytoplasm. Gene Ontology annotation, molecular function: sphingosine-1-phosphate receptor activity. The record is from RefSeq and is a predicted model, not a curated record.
CUGGCAGCCUCUGAGCCUCUGCUCGCGCCUUCCUGCGCUCAGUCGCUUGCCAGCCACAGCCACGCGAAGUCGCGCCACGGACGAGGAAAGAAGGAAGGAAGGAAGGAAGCCUCGCAGCCCCCGAGAGACAGAGAGUGCCGAAGGGCGGCCCUUGGGAGUGUGUUCCUCAGCUUGGUGGCUGGCUGCCUCUGAGGCGGGCGGACAGAGCGCGGAGGAGCUUCUGCAGCCGGACGGACCUGGAGCCUAGCUUCAGCACCUCGGACAGCUCCUGCCAGUCCUUCCCGGUUCUUGACGCGGCAGCACAUGCGGUCUCGGCUUUCUUCUUCCUGACCUUGCCUCCUUCCCUCUCUGGUGGCAGGCCUGGCAGUGGCAGAAAUGAAUGAGAGCGCCCCUUCGAACGAGACGGGGGGCCCUGCCCCCUGGAUCCAGGCCAGCGCUGGCAACUCCUCCCUGGAACUUUCCUCCAAGCUCCCCAUCUUCCUCAUCAACCCUUGGGAUAUUAUGCUCUGCAUCUCCGGGACCAUCAUUGCCUGUGAAAAUGCCAUUGUGGUGGCCAUCAUCAUCUACACUCCCAGCCUGAGAACCCCAAUGUUUGUCCUGAUUGGGAGCCUGGCCACCGCGGACCUCCUGGCUGGAGUGGGCCUCAUCCUCAACUUUGUGUUCCAGUAUUUGAUCCAGUCGGAAACCAUCAGUCUUAUCACUGUCGGCUUCCUCGUUGCCUCUUUCACAGCCUCCGUGAGUAGCCUGCUAGCCAUCACAGUCGACCGGUACCUUUCCCUGUACAAUGCGUUGACUUACUACUCCGAGAGGACUGUUCUCUGCAUCCAUAUGAUGCUGAUUGUCACCUGGGGGGUUUCCCUCUGCUUGGGGCUGCUGCCCGUCUUGGGCUGGAAUUGCCUAGAAGAUUAUUCAUCCUGCAGUAUUGUCAGACCUUUGACCAAAAGCAACGUGACUUUGCUGUCAGCCUCCUUCUUCUUCAUCUUCAUCCUCAUGCUCCACCUGUACAUUAAAAUCUGCAAAAUCGUUUGCAGGCAUGCACAUCAGAUAGCACUCCAGCAGCAUUUCCUGACUGCUUCCCACUACGUAGCCACCAAAAAGGGGGUCUCUACACUGGCUAUUAUCCUCGGGACCUUUGGAGCCAGUUGGUUGCCUUUUGCCAUCUACUGUGUAGUUGGGGAGCCCCAGUAUCCCGCUGUGUACACUUAUGCCACACUUCUACCUGCCACUUACAACUCCAUGAUCAAUCCUAUAAUUUAUGCCUAUAGGAACCAAGAAAUCCAGCGGUCCAUGUGGGUUCUCUUUUGCGGCUGCUUUCAGUCCACAGUGCCCUUCCGUUCACGAUCCCCCAGCGAUGUCUGAGCAACUUCCUUCUCUGUGCAGUUUUUCACAAAAGGACAAUUUUUGACUUUUGUGAAUUACAGUGCCUGGUGUGAACCAGAUCCAUGUUGUGAAAUUGUUUUUUCCAGGGGGAGGGAAAGUUUAAACAGUAGCACUUUAUGUCUGUAUAUCCUUGAGAAUGUGAAAGAUAUGGAGCUUUUGGUUGUGUAAGCCUAAACAUUACAAGCAAAACAAAACUCAGUGUGGUUGUCUAAACGAUUGUGUGUCACAUUUGUGAAGUGGAGGCAUUCCAAGACUACGUAAUUAUAGCACUUUAUUUUUAGCUGCUGAGCUGCCAAACCAGUAUUGCCAUUUUCGUAAAGGGCAGAAAGUGAGUGAAAGGAAGUGAAAUGUUGUCUGGUUAUUUUGGGGAUGUGAGCGAUACUAUAUUUUGCUGCACAAUAUUGAUAAAUUAUGACAUUUUGUACAAAAAUAAACAA